Molecule: messenger RNA, 851 nt
Organism: Triticum aestivum (bread wheat)
Lineage: Eukaryota; Viridiplantae; Streptophyta; Magnoliopsida; Poales; Poaceae
Exons: 4
Coding region: 1-588 (195 amino acids)
Source: RefSeq, a predicted model, not a curated record
AUGGCUUCUGGUCGUACGUCGUCGCCGAUUUUUCAGAAAGAUCCGGCCCGCCCAGGCCCGAGUGCCGCCGCUGCCACCACCAGCGCCCGCAGGACGCCCUCCUCCUCCCGGACGCUUCCUCCCUGGCCCGUCGCCCACUCCCAGUCCUCCCUCGUGCGUCGUCCGGCGACCGGCGCCGCCGCCGGCAACCACCCAGGAGCUCAGUGCCAGCACCAUGGAUGCCCAGUCCUCGAGCUCACCUUGGAGGUUCGAACGCCGCCACGGGACCUUCACCGGCCAGAUCCGGCGCCUCCCUCCCGGAUCCGCGCGCCCUCCAUCUCCUCUACUCGAUCCGGCGCCGCCCAACCCCCCAUGACCUCCACCAUGGCGCCCGCCGAGAUCCUGUGCAUCCUCUCCGUCGAUGCGCCGUCGUCGCAUGAGGACUUGGACGCCUGGCUCGCUGACAACCUCCCCCAAAUCCUACAGGAGGUUCAGUUUGAAUGUGUGAUACAUUGUGUGAUCCAGCGACAAAAUUCAGUUGGUGCUACUAUGUAUCAGUCAAGGGAAUGGUACAGAGAAGAGAGAAUGAGGACAAUACAAAGUGAGUGAGAGAGUGUGAGUGAUUAAUGAAGGGGUAUAGGCUUUGUACUACUACAUACAGUACAUUGUACAAAUAAGGAAGUGGGUGGUGUGCUAUCUUUCCUGACUCAUGUACUGGUGGAUUGAUGUUCUAACGAUCAUAUGAAUUAUCAAUGAAGGAUAACAUGCAUAUUCAGUUCUCCUCUCAAUUUUCAUGGUGCCAAGCUUGAUUUUUAUCCAUCUAACUGACUGAAAGUACCUUCUAAUCACUAUUGAACGCAUAUGUUAGUUAG